Puntigrus tetrazona (Sumatra barb) is the source of this 555-nucleotide messenger RNA. Its product is annotated as UPF0390 protein zgc136864. The transcript is spliced from 3 exons. The record is from RefSeq and is a predicted model, not a curated record. Lineage: Eukaryota; Metazoa; Chordata; Actinopteri; Cypriniformes; Cyprinidae. The coding region runs from base 67 to 363 and encodes 98 amino acids.
UGGAGACUUUUAUUCUAUGUCGUGUCCUAAGUCUCUCUGUUUCCGGUUGCGUUCAAGCGAUAGAAAAUGGCUCAAGGCAAACAGAAAUUUAAAGCGCAACGACCCGGAGGAGCUAAAAAGCAACAACAGAAGCCGAAAGGACCGAAGAAAGGAGGAAGGAUCAUCGCUCCCAAAAAAGCUCAGGUGGUCCAGCAGCAGAAGCUGAAGAAGGGUUUGGAGGUGGCCAUCAGGAACAGGAUUGAGCACGAAGUCACGCAGAAGGCCAGCACGUCCCUUCACAAGAAACUGAGCGUGCUGAAGACUCCCGCGGGGAAGAGCGGCGGCGCUGGACCUCCAAAACCCGGACCAUCCAAGUCCACCUGACACCAGAACACUGCGGGGCCAUGGACCGCCGCUAGAGGGCGCCACCGCGCUAUAAAUAUAAAUACGUUCACUACUUUCUGUGAUAGGUUUAUUUUUAGAAACAGCAAAAUAUGGUGUGGAAUAUGACGUAUGUGAUCUUUUAGACUGUGCUUAUAUUUAUGCAAUAAAACGAGAGAGCAUCGUUAGCUUUCA